Colletotrichum paranaense is the source of this 714-nucleotide messenger RNA. RefSeq lists its product as uncharacterized. The record is from RefSeq and is a predicted model, not a curated record. The coding region runs from base 1 to 714 and encodes 237 amino acids. The transcript has a single exon. Lineage: Eukaryota; Fungi; Ascomycota; Sordariomycetes; Glomerellales; Glomerellaceae.
AUGACAGAUUGCCUACAGAUUCCGGCCGACAGAGAAUGUUUCCUUCAAUGCGACCCUGUCGUUGUUCUGGGAGAGAAGAUCAGUCAGGUGCCGUUCCGCCGCCGGACUCUGGGCGGUGAUCGGCGCCGUCAUCAUCUCGGGUAUCUGGAUCAGGUGGCACUCCACGCUCAACUGCACCUCAUUGACGGCUCCAUGAAUUCUCCUGUGCGUUCGGCCCUACUCAAUGCCGUUGACUGCCAGAAGCUUUGGGGGCCAGGCUUAAUCAUCCCGUGGCUCACCGAGCCGUCGCGCCGUUUUCCAAUAGACUCAUUGCUCGGUCAAGGGACGAGCGCGGCUUUCUCGUGUACGGAGUACGGAUGGAUAGCCGGCUGUCGUCGCCACCUACCAUCGGGUUCUGCAUGUGGAGAGGACGCGUUCGCUCCCCUUGAGCUGAUGGAGCCGGGUCUCGUCGGGUUGCCUGCCAUGGAAGCUUUUCCCAACCAGCAUGUCCCACUCUCAACGACAAGAAAUCAUCAUGUCGAGAUCCCACUCCAUCGACGAAGCCAUUUCAAAAACUGCUGGAUCAGCGCUGAGGUGCUUGUCAGUCUCCGCUACGUUGGCUGGUUGGCACGUUCUCAGACUUCGAAGUCUGUUCACUCACCUGGGUCCCCGGGCUCAUCGGCGACCUUAACGUUGCUGCUAUCAACACUUUGGGCAUGGACCUCCCAUGUCUAG